This is a messenger RNA of Suillus clintonianus, 387 nucleotides long. RefSeq lists its product as uncharacterized. The transcript is spliced from 2 exons. Bases 1 to 387 code for a protein of 128 amino acids. The record is from RefSeq and is a predicted model, not a curated record. NCBI's taxonomy places the organism in Eukaryota, Fungi, Basidiomycota, Agaricomycetes, Boletales, Suillaceae.
AUGUUACUGCAAUAUGUGUCAUUAGCACGUCCUGGAGGGGAGGUGGAUGAUUGGGAGGAACAUUAUGUGGGAAUAUUUGUUGAUCGCGAUAUGUUUAUGCGAUAUAACCCCUUUGGUGUUGGACAUCCGGUCAGCAUUCGGAAGAUAACUAGAGAUUGUCUUGGCUCGGGGGCACCAGCUGACGCCAUGGAUGUUGUAAACGAUGAUGCAGACCACGAGGAGGUCGAUGAUGGUGAGGGCCUCGGGGAAUUCAAUGAUGAGCAGGAGGGUGAUUAUGCGUUUAGCGACGAGGAGUUGGAAGAUGAAGAUGGGGAAGAUAACGAAGAUGGGGGAGAUAACGAAGAUGAAGGAGGUGACGGUAACGAGUUUGAUGACUUGUCUUUUUGA